This is a messenger RNA of Bombus terrestris (buff-tailed bumblebee), 2515 nucleotides long. It is a transcript of the gene morula, whose product is annotated as anaphase-promoting complex subunit 2. Gene Ontology annotation, cellular component: anaphase-promoting complex. The transcript has 8 exons. Gene Ontology annotation, biological process: ubiquitin-dependent protein catabolic process. Lineage: Eukaryota; Metazoa; Arthropoda; Insecta; Hymenoptera; Apidae. Gene Ontology annotation, molecular function: ubiquitin protein ligase binding. The record is from RefSeq and is a predicted model, not a curated record. The coding region runs from base 59 to 2395 and encodes 778 amino acids.
AUUACCAGAUAAUCAAUUAUGAAAAGUGAUUAUAAUUUCAAAAUUGGUUAAAUUAUAUAUGUAUAAUAUGGAUAAAUCUCAGAUCAAUAAAAACGAUUUUUUCUUUCAAGUUCAGUAUGCAUUUCCUAUUUUAUAUGAAAAGAUUCAAAAUGAAUGUACAGAUGAAGAAUUUGCAGAUGUGAUUAAAGAAAUAAAGAGGUUGAAUUUGACACAAUUUGUUGAAGAUAUAGUUAUUUAUCAUAUAGAGUUAUAUAUUCGGCAAAAUGUAGCACCCACAUUUUGGAAAAAAUUCACAAAUAAUGUGACUGGACAACAAGGUUUCGAACAUUUUAAAAAUGCAGUAGAUGGAUUAUAUAUAAGUUUAACAGAAUUUUUGCCAUUAUUAAAAAAGUUAGAAUACUUAACACAAAAUGAAACAGUUCAAUCUACAACAAAUGGGAACAACGUACUAAGUCAAUUUAAAUUAAUUGUACGAUCUACGCUAUUAAGUCAGUUACCACUUCACUAUGAACACAUAGUUGAACAAUUUUAUAAAAUUGCGUUUAAUGUAUUUUGUAGUGCAGAUAGUUCUACACAAGUAACUAAUGGAAGUGAUACUGCUCAAUGUAUGGGUUGUUACCAGGAAGUAGAUAAAUGUCAGUGUCAAAUGAUUGUAUUUAUGUUCCAUGAAACAAAUAGAAAAUUAAUUGAGUUAGAACUAUUAGAGAGAUUAGUUGGUAAUGUUCUUACAUCGUUGAUACAUAUACGUAUUAAAAAUCGUGUCAAUCAAUCAUGUGAUAAAACAUUUGAUGUGUCACAAUUAAAAUCAUUAGAAAAUUGGCUUGAAACGGUUGUUAUGAGUUGGUUAAUAAGAAUAUAUUCUGGUGGUUUUUCAAAGGUUGUAUCUUUGACUAAUCAAACUCGUAAUGCUAUAGACAAAUUUAAACAGAAACUGUCUCAUUUUUUAUAUGAAACAUAUACAAGAUUUAGAAUUGAACAACUCUUUGACAUCAUAAUAGAGUAUCCUGAUUCUCAACCUGCUAUAGAUGAUUUACGUAUUUGUCUAGAACGAACUGAUUUACGUAAAAUCCUAAUAGAAAGUCUACAAGAAGCAUUAAAAACAAGAUUAUUACAUCCAGGUGUAAAUACACCAGACAUAAUAACAGCUUAUAUUGCAGCUAUAAGAGCAUUGAGACAAUUGGAUCCUACAGGUGUCCUCCUUGAAACAAUAACAGAACCUAUUAAAAUUUAUUUAAGAACCAGAGAGGAUACUGUACGUUGCGUAGUGAGUGAUUUGCUUGAUGACUCACCAAGUGAUCUAGCUGAUGAACUAAUCAAGGGCGAAUCCUUACAAUUAGAUGAUGGUUCUGGCGAUGAAGAAAACGAAGAUUGGGAUAAAUGGAUGCCAGAUCCUGUUGAUGCUGAUCCUGCAAAAUCAGCACAACGCAGGAUGUCAGAUAUAAUAUCGAUGUUAGUAAAUGUAUAUGGUAGUCAAGAUCUAUUUGUAAAUGAAUAUCGUACAUUAUUAGCAGACAGACUACUGUCUCAAUUAAAUUAUCAUACUGAACGAGAAAUCCGUCAUUUAGAAUUAUUGAAAAGGCGUUUUGGAGAUAAUCAACUUCAUUACUGUGAAGUUAUGUUAAAAGAUGUAUACGAUUCUAAAAGAAUAGACGGGCAUAUACAAUCUGAUGCUAGUUACACUUUAGAAAAAGAGCACUUUCCUACAUCUGCAUUGAUAUUAUCAGCACAGUUUUGGCCACCAUUUAAAGAAAACUGGAAAUUAGAGUUACCUAAAAUUGUACAGGACCAAUUAAACAAAUAUGUAAAAGCAUUUGAAACUCUAAAAGGAAAUAGAACACUUUGUUGGAAACCUCAUCUCGGAAAUGUUAAUUUAGAAAUUGAAUUAAAAGAUAGAAAAUUAGAUAUAAAUGUAACGCCCAUACAUGCUACAAUAAUCUUACAUUUUCAAGAUAAGAAAGAAUGGGCUCUAGAAGAACUUGCAGAAAUAAUGCAUGCCCCUGCAACUGUGUUAAGAAGAAAAAUAACUUUUUGGGUUUCACGGGGUCUUUUGAAAGAAAUUUCUAACGAUGUCUUCAUAUUACAAGAAGAAAGUUCGACGAAAACCAAAUCUUUAUCAGACAUCGUUCUGGAAGAAGAAGUAGAAAGUGCAAUGGCGUCUGCAAGUGAUCAGAGGGAGGAAGAACUUCAAGUAUUUUGGUCUUAUAUCGUUGGCAUGUUAACCAAUUUAGAUUCUAUGCCUUUAGAGAGAAUUCAUCAAAUGUUAAAAAUGUUCGCAUCUCAAGGUCCAGGAGCAAUGGAAUGUGGCUUACCUGAAUUGAGACAAUUUCUUGAUAGAAAAGUGAGAGAACAUCAACUAUUAUUUUCAGGUGGCUUAUAUCGUUUACCAAAAUCAUAAUUAUUAUUUAAUUCUUUGUAUUAUAUGAUGUAUAAUAUGUGAUAAACUCAUCAAUGUGUAAAAGCUGAUUUCAUACAAUAAGAUUAAUAAUAAAAAUUAAUCUGUAUAAUACUGUUUAAA